AUGACAUUCCAAUCAGCCAUGACGACCUCGAUACACAACUCACGCUUACGCCUUUUGAAUGCGCUCCGAUCCAAUGCAAAGCCCGUUAUGACAUUCCUGGGCCUGCCCUUAUUUCGUAUGGCACAAAUCGUAGCUCAGACCGGUGUCGAUGGUAUUAUCAUCGACUGCGAGCAUGGCCAUAUUAGCGACGAUGCUAUGCACAGUGCGACUGCCGCUAUUGCUGCGCUUGGUGUAUCACCUCUGGUCCGGAUUCGAAUGACACAUGGGGACUUGAUCAAACGCGCGUUGGAUGCCGGGGCGCAUGGCAUCGUUGUACCGCAAGUCAACACGGCCGAAGAGGCCAGGGCAGUUGUCUCAGAUGCAAAGUUCCCACCACAGGGGCGUCGAGGCCAGGGGUCGGCAUUCCCGGCCAUCGCUCAUGGAAUCGAUAUUCCGACGUAUAUGAAGACCGCCAAUGAGACCCUCAUUACCUGCCUGCAAAUCGAGACAAAGACAGGAGUGGACAAUAUCGAUGAGAUCUGCGCAGUACCCGGUGUUGACAUGAUUUUCAUCGGGCCCAACGACCUCGCUCUCUCACUGCUUGGAUAUGUUCCUGCUAGAGGGGACGAGCCUGAAUUUGUCGAGGCUAUUGAGAGAAUUGUCGCAGCAGGGAGGACACAUAAGAAAUGGAUUUCCCGGUUAUCCAAUGAUGGAGCUUCCUGCAAGGAGCAUCUGAAGGUGUUUGAUACCGUGGCGAUGAGCUAUGAUAUCCGGGCUAUUAAGAAUUGGUAUACAGCUGAGCUGCGGGCUGCGCGCUCAUAG
Aspergillus calidoustus is the source of this 801-nucleotide messenger RNA. The record is from the annotation of a GenBank genome assembly. Lineage: Eukaryota; Fungi; Ascomycota; Eurotiomycetes; Eurotiales; Aspergillaceae.